Messenger RNA from Arachis duranensis, 1104 nucleotides. RefSeq names its product GEM-like protein 2. The coding region runs from base 110 to 835 and encodes 241 amino acids. The transcript is spliced from 4 exons. NCBI's taxonomy places the organism in Eukaryota, Viridiplantae, Streptophyta, Magnoliopsida, Fabales, Fabaceae. The record is from RefSeq and is a predicted model, not a curated record.
UAUUAUGCACCAUUUAUCUUGAACUUAUUCAUCACUAUCACUUCACUUUGAUUGCUAACUCAUCUAAUCUUAAAUCUGCUCUUUUGUUGCUCACUCUUCCACAAGAACAAUGAAUAAUCACACAGAGAUUCCGAUCACAACUAACAGCAACAACAUCAACAACCCCAACAACCCUUAUGUUCAUAUCUCCCCUGCUCCUCCUUCCUCUGCAUCAAACAACAACAACCGUCCUAAUCAAACAUUGGAUUCAAUAUGUGAUGGAUUUAACCGCUGCAGCAGGACGGUUGAAAAAGCUGCUAGACAUGCAGAAAACAUGGUUGAUAAUUUCUGGAACCAUAUAAGAAUAAGUUCAAGUCCAGCAGAUGCAGCAAUGGCAAGAAUUGUUCAAGGAACAAGGGCACUCACAAAUGGAGGAUCUGACAAACUGUUUCAACAAACAUUUGGGUUUGUACCAGGAGAGAGGCUAUUGAAGCCAUUUGCAUGCUACAUAUCAACAACAUCUGGACCUGUGAUUGGAACACUUUAUGUGUCCAAUAAAAGAGUUGCAUUUUGCAGUGACUAUCCAAUUUGUCACCAUCCCAUGUCCUUUCAGCACCAUAGAUCCUCCUGUAUUUACUAUAAGGUUGUAUUGGAGCUGCCUCAGGUAAGCACAGUGAGCCCUUCCACAAACAGAUUCAACCCUUCAGAAAAAUACAUCCAAAUUGUGUCAGUUGAUGGUUAUGAGUUCUACUUCAUGGGGUUUAUAUCAUAUGACAUGGCUCUCAAGACUCUCAAUGAGGCACUGCUUCAAUUUCACAACUAUUCCGGUGGAAAUGGAAGGCUUCAGCUGCAGUGACAAAUGAAAAUGUAUGCUUAGAUCAAUCCCAUAAAAUGUGUCCAGAAAAAUAAGGUGCUUCCUUCAAUGUAUCUAUUCACCAAGACACUAAAGAAACAUUCUUGUUACACAAUGUUUUUCUGGUCUGUGUUAGAGCUUUGUUGCAUUGCACUUUUCAGUGGAAGCCAAUUAGAAUGAAUCUUUAUUAUGGCUACUAUAUUCAAAUUUUAUAGACACAAUGAAACCAACAUUUGUAAUUAUAGUCUUAGUAGAGAGAGAAUUUAGGAUCA